Nyctereutes procyonoides (raccoon dog) is the source of this 3111-nucleotide messenger RNA. RefSeq names its product zinc finger protein with KRAB and SCAN domains 7-like. NCBI's taxonomy places the organism in Eukaryota, Metazoa, Chordata, Mammalia, Carnivora, Canidae. Gene Ontology annotation, biological process: negative regulation of transcription by RNA polymerase II. Gene Ontology annotation, molecular function: DNA-binding transcription repressor activity, RNA polymerase II-specific. Bases 660 to 2918 code for a protein of 752 amino acids. The transcript is spliced from 7 exons. The record is from RefSeq and is a predicted model, not a curated record.
UCCGGCCCGGCCAUUGUGUUGGCGUCUGCGGGCUCCGACUGCGUUCCGCGCCCAGGGCCCGAGGCGACGGUACCCCGGUGAGCGGACCGGGGGUGGGAGGGAGCUGCCGCCCGGGCCGGGGACGCUCCACAGCCGCCUCUCCGUCCCGUGCCCCGGACCCGGUGCCCGGCCGGGAGCCUGCACCUGCCGGUACAGCGGGGAAAAGGCACACGUGGCCAGAAAUCGAAACCUAGAGAGAAGUAGCUUACCAAGGUUACUGAAAUGCAUGGUGACUAGCAGAGAUGCCCCAGCUACCGUUAAGGUGCGGCUUCUCAGAGUUCAGUAUGUAAACUGGAAGAAAGUCUUCUCCCACUUCGGUGUCAGCCAAAUGAGCCACAUUCAUUCGUUUACCAGAUGUGUACCUCUGUGUGCCCUGUACGCGCACUUACAAAAAAAGAUGGGGAAUCAGGCCUGCACUUUGAGUCCUUCUACGAAAUGGAGAUGCAGUGUGAACCACAAAAACAGUGUGAGAAGUGUUCUAGUAGAGGUUUGGAUGAAAAAGGUGACACCCCCAUCGCCCUGUGCCCCCAACUCUGAAAACAGUUCCUGAGACCUGAAGUACAAAGCAUCAUUUUAAUUGGACAAACUGCAGCUGAAACAAGUUUCCCUUUGAGGUCCCAAUGGCCACCCAAGGCAAGGGAACUUUAGGCCUCAUCCCUAAGGGUGCUGUUUUCCAGAAACAGGAGGGGCGCCAGACCAUGAAGCAAGAGCCAGGGAGCCAGACCUGGGGUCAGGGCUGUAGUCUCCAAAAGAACCACCCACCUGUCUGUGAAAUUUUCCGGCUGCACUUUAGACAGUUAUGUUACCAUGAGAUGUCUGGGCCACAGGAGGCACUGAGCCGGCUCCGGGAGCUCUGCCGCUGGUGGCUGAUGCCAGAGGUACACACCAAGGAGCAGAUCCUGGAGCUGCUCGUGCUGGAGCAGUUCCUGAGCAUCCUACCUGGAGAGUUACGGACCUGGGUGCAGCUACAUCACCCUGAAAGUGGUGAAGAGGCUGUGGCUGUGGUGGAGGAUUUUCAGAGACACCUCAGUGGACCAAGAGAGGAUUCAGCUCCUGCACAGGAACAGGAAAUGCAUUUGGAGGAGACAACAGCCCUGGGUACAACAGAAGAAUCUCUUCCUACCUCACCCUUCAGUGAGGGUUCAGCCUCUAGAGCCCGCCUGGAGCCUCCUCAUGACCCAGGGUCACAUCUCUUCCCCAGUGGGCACUCUGGUCUGUGUGCUUCGCAGGUGCCUGCCCUUUCCCAGGCUGGGAAGUCAGGAGACCAGGCAGCAGCUGUGCUUCAGAUGGUCAGGCCCCAGGUGUCUGCAGCGUACGAGUUCCUGUCUGUGGACUAUACUGAGAGGAAGUGGAAAGGUCCGGCAGUCGGUCAGAGAGCCAUGUACCGGAGCAUCAUGCCGGGAAAUUAUUGCAGCGUGGCCUCAUUGGGUGACACUAGGAUGCGGUGUUCAGAGUUGCCUGUGAAGCUGGCAGUUUCUAAGGGACCAGAGUCAUCUGAUGGGACAUCAAGAGGGCUCUCUGCAGUAGUUUCUGGGGAACCAGAGGCAGGAGCUGCCUGUGAAGAUACUUCAGAGAAGCUGGAAGGGCAACCCUCAGAUGAAGAAGGGAGCAGACUGGAAAAUGCUUUCUUCAAAAUAACACAUGAGGACAAAGAUAAAUUCACAAAAGGUGGAUGUGAUGAAUAUAAAGAACUUGGGAAGCAUCCACACCUGUCCCCUAGUGCUGCAGCACAUCAAAGAGUACUGAAGGGACAGAAAUUAUAUCAAUGUGAUGAAUGUGGUAAAGCUUUCAAUCGGAGUUCACACCUCAUUGGGCAUCAGAGAAUCCACACAGGAGAGAAACCCUAUUCAUGUAGUGAAUGUGGUAAGACCUUCAGGCAGACCUCUCAGCUCAUCGUUCAUCUCAGAACCCACACGGGGGAAAAGCCCUAUGAGUGCAGAGAGUGUGGAAAUACUUACCGACAUAGCUCCCAUCUUAUUCAACACCAGAGACUCCAUAAUGGUGAGAAACCAUAUAAAUGUAAUGAAUGUGCAAAAGCUUUCACUCAGAGUUCCCAACUGAUUGACCAUCAGAGAACCCAUACUGGGGAGAAACCUUAUGAAUGCAGUGAGUGUGGUGAGGCCUUCAUUCGGAGUAAAAAUCUUGUCCGUCAUCAGGUACUUCACACUGGUAAAAAACCUUACAGGUGUAGUGAGUGUGGGAAAGCUUUCUGUUCUAAUAGAAAUCUUAUUGACCAUCAGAGGAUCCACACUGGGGAGAAACCUUAUGAGUGUAAUGAAUGUGGCAAGGCCUUCAGUCGGAGUAAAUGUCUUAUUCGACAUCAGAGCCUCCACACUGGAGAAAAACCAUACAAAUGUAGUGAGUGUGGGAAAGCUUUUAAUCAGAAUUCUCAACUUGUUGACCAUGAGCGAAUUCAUACUGGAGAAAAACCUUUUGAAUGUAAUGAGUGUGGUAAGGCAUUCAGUCUGAGUAAAUGUCUUAUUCGACAUCAGAGACUUCACACAGGUGAAAAGCCAUAUAAAUGCAAGGAGUGUGGAAAAUCCUUCAACCAAAACUCACACCUCAUUAUCCACCAGAGAAUCCACACUGGUGAGAAGCCGUAUGAAUGUAAUGCGUGUGGGAAGGUCUUCAGUUAUAGCUCUAGCCUCAUGGUACAUCAGAGAACCCAUACUGGGGAGAAACCGUAUAAAUGUAGUGAUUGUGGGAAAGCCUUCAGUGACAGCUCACAACUCAUUGUGCAUCAGAGAGUUCACACUGGAGAGAAGCCCUAUGAAUGUAUUGAGUGUGGGAAAGCUUUCAGUCAGCGUUCCACUUUUAAUCACCACCAGCGAACUCACACUGGAGAGAAGCACUCAGGUCUGGCUCGCUCAGUUUCUUAAGAUGUAAUUGUCCAAGGGACUUCGAGUUCAGCUUUUUUUAUAAGAAGGAUGUUUACUGUGAUCUCUUAAGACUGCACAUCAGAAUGUACCAAUCUUUACAUGCUUUCUAGUGAGCCAUGAAGGUGGGAGGGUGGGAAUCCUCAUGUGUAAUUGUUUCCACUUUUCGGGAAGUAAACAUUACACAUUUCAUGUA